Messenger RNA from Jaculus jaculus (lesser Egyptian jerboa), 801 nucleotides. It is a transcript of the gene Amtn, whose product is annotated as amelotin. The transcript is spliced from 8 exons. Gene Ontology annotation, biological process: odontogenesis of dentin-containing tooth; positive regulation of enamel mineralization. Gene Ontology annotation, cellular component: basement membrane; cell-cell junction. The record is from RefSeq and is a predicted model, not a curated record. NCBI's taxonomy places the organism in Eukaryota, Metazoa, Chordata, Mammalia, Rodentia, Dipodidae. The coding region runs from base 1 to 801 and encodes 266 amino acids.
AUGAGGACUACGAUUCUACUGCUCUGUCUUCUAGGAUCAACUCAGUCAUUACCAAAGCAACUUAACCCUGCUUCAGGACUUCCACCAACCAAACCUGCUCCAGAUCAGGUGAUGCUGGUCAAACAGCAGCUGCCAAGCCAGGUCCUUCCUUCUUUAAGUCUGAUUCCAUUAACACAAGUGCUUGCCCUCGGGGCAGACCUGCAGUUGAUCAGCCCUUCUACAGGGGUGGCACCUGGUACUCAAACCCGCCCAGUGAGCCUGGGGGCACUGAAUGGACAACAGCAGUUGCAACCCCAAAUGUUACCAAUUAUUGUGGCACAACUUGGAGCCCAGGGUACUCUCCUAAGCUCAGAGGAACUGCCAUUGGCCUCACAAGUCUUCACAGGCCUCUUCCUCCAUCCCUUGUUCCCUGGAAGCAUACUGCCCACCAAUCAAGCAGGGAGCAAUCCUGAUGCUCAGAAAGGAGUUCUUCCUGCAGGACAGACAGGAACCAUUCAGGGAACAACUGAGGGCCACAUACCAGUGUCCACAGAUGACGACUUUGCAAUGACCACUCCUGCGGGCCUCCGGAAGGGUGCGCACACUACUGGGGAAACCACGCCAGAAUCAACAAGUGGGAAAAAACAGUCCCUAGAUUUGGUCAUAGUUACUAUUCCAAAGGACAGACACUACUGUUCAAAACUUCUGAGAAAUAAUAUAGAAAUAACACAGACUGAGGAAAUGGCUCAGCAGAUGAAAUGCUUGCAUUCGUCCUUCAGUUUGGACCUCCAGAACCCAUACGGAGCUGAAUACUGCAGCUGA